This is a messenger RNA of Onychostoma macrolepis, 2603 nucleotides long. It is a transcript of the gene vtcn1, whose product is annotated as V-set domain containing T cell activation inhibitor 1. The record is from RefSeq and is a predicted model, not a curated record. NCBI's taxonomy places the organism in Eukaryota, Metazoa, Chordata, Actinopteri, Cypriniformes, Cyprinidae. The transcript is spliced from 5 exons. Bases 363 to 1205 code for a protein of 280 amino acids.
AUGGCCAUCAACUUUUUGGUUACCAGAAUUCUUCAAAAUAUCUUCGUUUGUGUGUAUAGCAGAAGAAAGAAACUCAUUUGGGUUUAGUGUUAUGAGCACACUCCCAAUUUAUUAUUUAGGUGAAAUGGUUAAUUCUGUCAAGCUGUGUGUGAGAACACACCUCUGAGAGGUAAUAUUGACACAGGGAGGAGGUGCUGCUCUCCUUCUUCGCUGGAAGUAAAGUUUGAAACUAGUCUGAGGGGAUUAGAAAGCGUUCAUCCGUCUUAGCCUGUUGAUUUAUUAUGCCGUCUACAGAGAUGCUGAGCAGAGUGGUACAUCGAUUCAUCACAGACUCUGCUUAAAUGUAGGAACAGGUCACCAGAAUGGCUUCAAUAGGACAAAUAAUCUUUGGAAGUAUGAUUUUUCUCAUAGUAGUCAUUUCAGGACUCAUCAUUUUCAUUCUGGCUAUUGCAUUUUCAGUGUCCCAAGGUACCGUUGAAAGCAGAAGUCCCUCUACUGUGGGGAACCUUGCUGAGGAUGUGGUCCUGGAUUGCAGGUUCCUUAGCAACAGUGGCAAUGAGCAGUUCAGUGAUGUGUCAAUUACUUGGCUGAAAGACUCUGUCAGUGGGGUGGUCUAUGAAUACAAAAACAAAGCAGCCCAGCUUCAGGGGCAGAACACACAGUUCAAAAACAGGGCUCAAGUGUUCUCCGAUGCAAUAUCAGUGGGCAAUGCUUCCCUACUGCUGAGAAAUGUGAAGCUGGAGGAUGAGGGUGUGUAUCGCUGCUCUGUCAAUGCACCAAAAGUCUCAGGGACUACCAAUGUUAACCUUAGAGUGGCUGCAUUCUCCGCUCCCACAUUUACUCAACGGAAAGAUGGGUCUCUAUUUGCUCAGGCUCAUAAAUGGUUUCCCCAACCAGAGGUUAGCUGGUUGAGUCAGAGUGGACAGCUUCUAAACAGCAGCACCCAGUUUAUCAACAACACUGCAGGAAUUGUGCGAAUUGCUAGUGUCCUCGAAGACCCAGUAAAGGAAGAUGACACCUACACCUGUCUUAUCCAGAACAGUCUUGUGAAAGCUAUCUCAGAGGCAACUGUGACAGGAAACAGUGUGACGGAGAGGACAUACUUCAUAUUCAAUGCUGCAUCUACAAAAGUGCCAUCCUUACAAAUUCUGCUCUCAGUCAUCCUUAUUCUUUCUGCAAUUCAGCAGACGCUGUAUCCAGUUUAAAAAAAUCUGUACUUCUAGCCAGAAAUUGUUAAAGCAAAAAGGAUUUUUUUAAAUUAAAACAAGAAUAUUAUUCCAAAUAUUAUAUUGAAUAUAAAAAACUUCCUCCAAUGGUUGGUGAUGGUCAAGCCAAUCAUGGUUUUCUUGAACCAGUCUUGUUUGACUAUAAUGACAUAGUCCAACAUAUGAGUUUUUGCCUCUGUGGUAUACAUUCUAUUUUAGUAAAUUUACAGAGCACCUUCAGGGCUUUUUAGAGAUACUAAUGUUUGGAAGUUUCACCAUGACCGCUCCCUCUCCUAGGUCUUUAAAGAUGGCUAAAUUUAAUUUAGUGAAAAAUUUAACAUCCUUAUGAUUAUAUUUUGUCAGGUAUGGUUCAUCUUUGUCAUUUAAAUCUGAAUAAUUUUCAAAUUGUUUUUCAUAAAGCAACAUCUCAGGAAAAUGUUAUGGGUUUUCAAUUUCAAAUAUGUCCACUGUAGAGGACACCAGGACUAAAAGCAUGUUUAUUAUGCAUUUUAACUGAACACAUAACAGACAUAACAACUGAAUAGGAAAAUAAAUUAUAUAUACAUUUUCUUAUGAAAUAUUAGAUAUUAUUAUGAAAAUCUGGCCAAUUAUUACUCCCAUUAUGACAAUUCUUUUUUCAACAUGCUGUCCCAACAGCAACACAUUAAUAUGCAAAUUAGAUACAGUGUAUAGAUACACUGUGUUUAAUGGGAAAACCAGAUUAUGGACAUUUUUACACACAUAUUGCAUAAAACAAAAUGGUAUAUCAAAUCAUUUUGUUAUAUAUUUUAUAACAUAGUUGAGAAUCAUCCUUAAACAAAGUUUAGUAUAAAAAAAUCCUGAAACCUAAAAAUUGAUUGGUGAUUAAAAAAAAAUAAAAAAUUUAAAUCACAUUAUUUUUGCCUUUUUGAUGUCUAUUCAUGCCAUUUUAUUUUAUUUUUUAGAAAAACUUAGUCCUAGUGUCCUCUACAGAUGACAUAGAAUAAAAUAUGAAUAAAAUAUAAUUUUUCAAAAAUGUUAUUUUUGCAUUUUUUUCUUAUGCUCUAAACAAUGUAAUGACAUGAAAAAAUACUAAAUUCACAAGCUUUUUUUGGAGAGUUCUAGGGAGGAUAUACAUACAUACAUGUAUAUGUAUCACACCAUCUGCUUAUGUAGAAACCUAGAUGUAAUGGACAUAAAUUCAACUUAAAAAGUGUGAAUUGUAUAAAUUGAAUCCAUAUGAAACUUUUGUUAUUAAUUUAUCAGCUGCUCUUGAAACAUAUGAUAUCAUAGACUAUGUUUCACAUGCUAUUAUCUAAAACUGUUCAUGUAAAAUGUUUGCAGUACCAAUAAAUAUUGAGUUCUUAUGUCAACAAGUUGAAUUUCCAUUUACACUUUUUACACAAAUGAAUGUUCAUU